GCCUUGGUGUGGGACUCUUCAAAGCAGCGGACGAGCUCCUGUCAACGAGGAAAGCUCGAGGCACUCGGAGCGGCUGGAGCCUCCCCGGCACCGUGGAGCUGACAGCGGGACCCGGCACAAGCCAGCACAUCACCCCUCUCCCCGUGUCCCUGGGGAUUCAGUGGUGCCCUGGGAGCUCGACCUGCCCUGACCGGCCGUGGGACACGUCCGUGCACAGCCCCCCCAUCCAGCCAUGCUGCACUUCCUCUGGGACAGCAUCUCCUUCCAUACACUCCUCAUCUUCCUCAUUGUCUUCCUGUUUGUCGCUGACUAUAUGAAGAACAGAAACCCAAAGAACUUCCCUCCCACCCCUUUACGCCUUCCCUUUGUAGGGCACCUUUAUUUGAUGGACUUCAAAGAUCCCCGAGUGGGAGUGAAGAAGCUCACCCAGCUUAAUGAAAAAUAUGGUGACAUCUUUGGCAUUUCCAUGGGCAGCAUGAAGUUUGUGAUGGUAAAUGGGAUUCAGCUGGUUAAGGAAGUGCUUGUAAACCAAGGGGAGAACUUCCUGGAGCGCCCAGAAGUUCCUACUGAAAUCUUCAGCAAGAUGGGACUGAUCUCCUCCAGUGGGCACUUGUGGAAGGCACAGAGGAGGUUCACCCUGAGCACCCUCCGAAACUUUGGCUUGGGGAAGAGGAGCGUGGAGGAGCGCAUCCAGGAGGAGUGCCGAUUCCUCGUGGAUGCCUUUAAGGAUGAGCAGGGGAAUCCUUUUGACCCUCAGUUUACCGUCACUAAUGCUGUUUCAAAUGUCAUCUGCUCCCUCACCCUCGGCAAUCGGUUUGAUUACCACGAUGAGGACUUCCAAAAAUUGCUGAAGCUGAUGUAUGAAACGACUGCCCUCCAUGGAACCAUCACAGCCCAGCUGUACAACUCUUUCCCAUCCAUAAUGAAGUUCCUCCCUGGAGCACACCAAACCAUUUUUAAAAACUCAAAGUUGUUGAAAAGCUACAUGGAAGAGCAGAUCAACAAGCACAAGGAGGAUUGGAACCCCUCGGAGAGCCGAGACUACAUCGACAGCUACCUGCAGGAGAUAGCCAAGGACAAGGGCAGUGACACCUUCCGGGAGGAACAUCUCGUCGCCUGCACACUCGACCUGAUGUUUGCCGGAACCGAGACCACUUCCUCGACCCUCCGUUGGGCUCUGCUGUUCAUGGCCUUACAUCCAGAAAUUCAAGCCCGUGUGCAAGCCGAGAUCGACGCCGUCAUCGGACAGGCUCGGCAGCCAGUGCUGGAGGACAGGAACAACAUGCCCUACACCAACGCCGUCAUCCAUGAGGUGCAGAGGAAAGCCAACAUUAUCCCUUUCAACGGGCCAAGAAUGGCAGCAAAGGACACAAUGGUGGAUGGCUUCUUCAUCCCAAAGGGCACUAUGUUGUUGACAAAUUUAACCUCUGUGAUGUUUGACAAGAAUGAGUGGGAAACCCAUGACACUUUUAACCCUGGGCAUUUCCUGAAGGAUGGGAAGUUCUGGAAAAGAGAAUCAUUUUUGGCAUUUUCUGUGGGGAAGCGCGCCUGCCUGGGCGAGGUGCUGGCCCGCUCCGAGCUCUUCCUCUUCUUCACAUCUCUGCUCCAGAAAUUCACCUUCCAGGCACCCCCGGACACCACAUUCAGCCUCCACCCCAUGAUGGGCAUCACGAUGGCCCCACAGCCCUACAAGAUCUGCGCUGUGCCUCGGUAGAGAAGCCUCAGCCACAAUCCUCACAGGGAAAAUCCUUUGUCAGGAGUGCGAAAUACAAGCCCUUGUCAACUCAUCUGGGCUGAUAAAAUAAAAAAUAGAAAACCCGCAAAAAAAUAAUCCCUCUGUUGCUUGGGAGCACUUUAUCCAAAGCCCAAGAGAAGGAGAAGCAGCAGAGAGUGUUGGAAGGGUCGUGCCUGUGGCAGCUCACCACUGGCUGUCAGGAAGGAAGUGGCUUUGUGGUGAAACGUCUCGAGUUCAACAUUUCCCCUCUGUUUAUGGCAAAGAUUUGUGUCUAUGCAUGAUGGGCAUGGACACAGUGUGGGGCUGAGGAAGUGGGUUGGGACAUGGCCCCCUCGGUGACGGACACACUGCUCCUGCCCAUUCCAGCUCCCUUUGGAUAAGAGUUCAUUAAACAUGCAACUUGUAAA
Messenger RNA from Chiroxiphia lanceolata (lance-tailed manakin), 2142 nucleotides. Its product is annotated as cytochrome P450 2J2-like. Gene Ontology annotation, molecular function: iron ion binding; oxidoreductase activity, acting on paired donors, with incorporation or reduction of molecular oxygen, reduced flavin or flavoprotein as one donor, and incorporation of one atom of oxygen; heme binding. The record is from RefSeq and is a predicted model, not a curated record. The transcript is spliced from 10 exons. Bases 233 to 1714 code for a protein of 493 amino acids. NCBI's taxonomy places the organism in Eukaryota, Metazoa, Chordata, Aves, Passeriformes, Pipridae. Gene Ontology annotation, biological process: xenobiotic metabolic process. Gene Ontology annotation, cellular component: cytoplasm; intracellular membrane-bounded organelle.